This is a messenger RNA of Misgurnus anguillicaudatus (oriental weatherfish), 1524 nucleotides long. RefSeq names its product ras-related and estrogen-regulated growth inhibitor-like protein. The record is from RefSeq and is a predicted model, not a curated record. Lineage: Eukaryota; Metazoa; Chordata; Actinopteri; Cypriniformes; Cobitidae. Gene Ontology annotation, molecular function: GTP binding; GTPase activity.
CAAACGGUGAGCAUUUCAAAAACACGGGUUGUUUAAAGUUGUUAUUGGUGAAAUGGUUGUCCUGGUCAAACCGAGUCCUCAGCUGAACAGCAAAGCGAUGGAUGGAAACCAGACCAAAGUGGAUGCGAAUGUUCUCCUACUUGGAGCGGAAAAUGUUGGAAAGUCAGCGCUUACCGUGCGUUUAAUCACGAAAAGAUUCAUCGGGGAAUAUGGAGAUAUUGAAUCAAUAUACAGUCAUUUCGAUAAAGUUGACGGACGAGACAUAUCCUUAAAUAUUUGGGACUCUCUGUAUCCACAGAGCAGCAAAACGACUGAAUCUUUUAGCGACAAGCAGCUUCAAUGGGCGGACGGUGUGAUCCUCGUCUAUAGCAUCUGCGAUCGCUCCAGCUUCGAGGUGGUCCAGCAGCAGGUGCAGCUCCUCCGCAAAACCAGAAAGCUCUCGGCGUCGGCUCCGAUCAUUAUCGUGGGGAACAAGCGAGACCUGCAGCAUCAAAGAGUCGUGUCGAGCGAGGAGGGUCGGCUGUUCGCGCUGUCCGAGGACUGUGGUUUCUUCGAGAUCUCAGCGGCCGAGACGUACCACGGCGUGCUGCUGGUCUUUCACGAAAUAUUGGAAUUAAUCAGGGAGUCCAGGGCACUGAAAAAGGGAAUGGUGGGGAUUAAGGGCAUAGUCAGAAGUGUGUCCGCCGUUUUUGGAAAGAAAAAGGAAUAGCGAACUGAGUUUGAGAUGAUGAUGACGAUGAUGUUAGUCGGAUGAUACAGUCGUUCUUGAUAGCCAAGUAGCCUAGUUGAAAAGGACUAGUGCUGACUGGUUUUAGGGCUGCCCAGUUAAACUACAGGGGCUGUGAUUGGAAAAGAACAACACUGUUAGAAGUACAGGGUCCAGGAUUGUGUUCCUGGUAGAGGACUGGUGGAGAAUUGCGUUAGCAACGCAAAGAUCAUGGGUUCGAAUCUAGAACCACACAUUAUGAUAGAAAAGUAUUGUUUGAAUGCAAUGUAAGUCGCUUUGGAUAAAAGCAUCUGCCAAAUGCAGAAAUGUUUAUGGUAAAGAAAAGUAAUUUAAGGUCGUUGAAGCAAGGCAAUAAGGGAAUUAUGGAAGAUAAGUAAAUCUGGGUCCAAGUCUGUCAUCUGGUUUGUUGGAGAAGAAACAGCCCAACCUGGCCAUUUCUUAAAAAAUUAUCUUUUUGCACUAAACAAAUCUGAAUUCAUGACUCUGUUCCAGAUAUGGGCCCCUUUAUUUUCCCAUCAAAGUGUCCAGAUGUGUAAUAAAAUGUAAAUAUAUUGUAUGUUUAUUUCAAUUGCAAUCCAUAACAAGAAGAUAGAGACACAGUGUUAUUGACUGCAGCUAUAACUCAACUGCUGUUACAGUACUAACUAAUUCAGUACAUACCACACUAUAUUACAGACUGUAAUCUUUCUCUUAUAUGAAAAUGUAGGCUUACCUUGUUUACUGUAUAUUGAUUGUAUUCUAAUUUGUGUCAAUUUAAAAUUGUCAAUUUCAAUAAAGGAUAAAUGUUGUUACUUGGA